Aspergillus caelatus is the source of this 1719-nucleotide messenger RNA. RefSeq lists its product as uncharacterized. The coding region runs from base 217 to 1584 and encodes 455 amino acids. The transcript has a single exon. Lineage: Eukaryota; Fungi; Ascomycota; Eurotiomycetes; Eurotiales; Aspergillaceae. The record is from RefSeq and is a predicted model, not a curated record.
UUUCAACUUUCAUUAAUUUCUUUGCUUUUCUUUUUCUUUUUUUAUCUUUACCCGUUCCGUUAAAACAGGGUGCUACCCGCCCUUCUUUCUUUCCCCCUUCCCCUCACUCCCUUUUUCUCAUUCUGACACUAACCUCCUCUUUCCCCCCUACUUCUUUCUUCCCCCUUCCUCGUUGACUUCGCUCUUCUGGAGGAGCGAGUCUCCUCCGGUUGCCCAAUGUGUCCCCUCUCCGAAUCGAAAACCGAGCUCUUUCUCCAGGAAGAGAAUGAAACGGGAAAGAUCGUCCCUAUGGUGACUGUCGUCCGUCGGCGGGGGCGAUUGCAUUUGGUCCACCCUCACUGGUACCGCAAUAGUUUAUUGGCGAGCACAGGAUUUCUUGAGUUCGCUAAUGCCGGUGAUUUCGCUGCCAAUGUGUGGAAUGAGAUCCCCGUACCCCGACAUGCAAUGAUCUUGAUGGCCAUUGGAGGACCGCUCGCUUUGUUGAUGAGUAUUGUCGCCCUCCGCGACUUUAUUCUAAGCUGGCGGAAUGUGAAACUGCUCCGCGCCGAACGUCAAUAUUUACAAUCGUUGAAACGUGACUAUCUUGCCUCCCCCAGCCCGGAGUCGGAUCUGAUCCGACUGAUCGACAGCCGUCUUGGCCUUAGCUGGCGCGAAUUGGGCACAGAGCUUAUUGACCGUGUCGCUAUGGACGUUUUCCUCGGUCUCGGGGCGCUCCUCGUCGGUAUCGGUACGAUUAUGGCCAUUUGGGGAGCCCAUCCGAAAGUCUUCAACGCCAGUAACCUCCUAUCGGGGUUCGUGGGAAACUCCUUCGCCGCAGAGUUCGGCGUCGUCAACGCGGUCUGGUCCAUCUACCUGGCCCGGCGAUUCCAUCGCUAUGAUAGAUUCUGUGCGCGGACCCCGGCCCUCUCAUCGUUCCGCGACCGUCUCCACCUCCGGUUCAACAAAUUCAAAUGGCACGCCGUCGUUUCCGGACUCACCGGUCUCAUCGCCGGUGCCGCCUCCAUGGUCACAGCGAAGAUGUGGUGGGGGUACGUGGUGCUAGCGCCCUGUAUGGUUCUGCAGUUGUUAUGCAACCGGUUCUGGCGAACCCAGCUGGGCUACGACCGCCCGAUCGUCAGCGACUACGAUCAACGGGGCAUCCUCAUUCGCGAGACGCAAGAAAUCCGCGACGAAGAAAAAGACGGACCGCUACUGGAUAGUCUGGCCUCUACGGUAACCCUGUACAACGCUUUGGGUGCCCUUCCCUCGCCGAGCGAGGCCCUCGACUGGACGAGUCUGGACUCGCUUGUUCAGUUCAUGAUCACGAAUGACCUCUUCGAUUCCCUUUGCGACUGGCUCGUACGCGAUAAAUCCGUUCCUUCCGACGUCCGCGACGCCGUCUUCCGUGACCCCUCAUCCUCCUCGGAACACACCGAGAUUACGGUCUCUCCUGACCACCUCCUCCGCAUUCCAGCCCAAUUGCAAACGCAAUUGCGCGAUCUUUGUCGUCAGUUUCUCCAAGGGGACGGACGGAGGGUGCUGCUCUAUCGGGAGCGGUAUCUGUUAGAGAUGAUGGGGUCGAUGCUCUCCAGGGAGAGUCAGUAAUGUAGCACACCCUGUAUACUAUUAUGUACAUCGCAUCUCUUGGAUGGGGACAUCGAUUGGGACACUCUGUGCCGGCACAUGAGGCAGUAGAUCUGCAAGCAUAGAUAUUAAUGUUGUUAUCUUAAUGGAUAGAGA